AUGCGUGGUUGCAAAUGCACAAUAAACUCAGCUUUUAACUUCAUCCCUGCUGAGUCCAAAUGAGUUAUUUAUCAACGUUCCUUGGGGGAUUGUCCAAAAUACCAAGCGUGGAGGAAGAAAGGCAAUCGUCUUCAAAAGGUGGGGAGGUACACCCCAUUGUGAAGGAACCUUUUCUGCAAGGCUGAAUGCUGUUUCUGCCUCAUCUCCCUGCCCCUCCCUGGACUUUGAGCCUAUCACUUCCUUCUUUCAAUUUCCUGGUUAAAGACUCUUCCUUCAAUACAGCCUAAGCUAUUUAAUUGUCCUCCUUGAACAGAAGCUGACUGAGGACUGAAGUGAGACCCUCCAUUCCUUCCUUUCCCAGAGGAGGUACACCCCUAAGGCAGGUUUCUAGACCUGACAAAUAAAGACCUUGCUCUUAAGGGAAGAGGAAUAGGGCUGAAGAGAGUUUAGUACAAAGGGAACAGGGACGUAAAAAUCCAUCUUGAUGGAAAACAAAAAUGACCAUUUACCCAGCUCUGUUCCGAAAUGCCCCUCACCGAGUACUUCAACUGACACACAGGAUUUACUGAAGUCUCUCCUUACCUGCUCCAUCUGCUUGGAUCUGUUUCGACAUCCUGUCUCCCUUGAAUGUGGUCACAACUUCUGUGCUAAAUGCAUCAACAGUUAUUGGAACUCAGGUGUUCCAGGUUCCCAACCACCUCUAUGCCCUGAGUGCAGGAGGAGAUGUGAUAGGAGGCAGCUAGUUCCAGACACACGGCUCCAGAAUCUAUUAGAGAAUAUGAACUUGCUACAGCAGAAUGCAGACUCAACACAGAAGCCACGUGAUGUUUGCAACAGAGAGGCAAAGCAGCUGGUUCAAGUGAACUCCAGAAAGGAUUUGACCCUCUCUCUAGAGGUUCUGGAUCAAUGUCUGAAUCACCCUCAAGCCAAGAACAGUCCGGUCUGUCUCAUCUCUGUCCAGGGGGAACAGAGAACAGGAAAGUCCUUCCUUCUCAACUAUCUAAUCCGAGGACUGCAGGGUAUGAAGUCCAAGGAUCCCCAGUGGAUGAGAAGAGGAAGCGAUCUUUCAGAGUUCCAGUGUGAACCAGGAGCCAAGGCCAUCACCAAGGGCCUGUGGCUAUGGAGCCAGCCAUUCAUUCUGCAGAAGGAUGGGAGGAAGGUGGCUGUGUUUCUUGUGGACACAGAAGGGACCAUAAGUCUAGAACAGGACAAGGAAAUGAAUGCCAAGCUCGUGGCCUUCAGCAUGCUGCUCAGCUCUCAUCAGAUUCUCAAUGUCUCUCGGAUGGUGAAGGAAACAGAUCUGGAGUAUCUGGAGAUGUGCCUCCAUAUUGCUGAAGAGAUAGGAGAAUGUUUUAAGAUGGAACCAGUGCAGCAUCUGAAUCUCUUAGUUCGCGACUGGUUUUAUCCAGCUACAUUUGGAAAGGAGGCAGGUCAAAAACACAUGAUUGAUGUGAUCCAGAAAAUUUCUGACAGAUAUCCCAGGAUUCAGAAGAUUCUUAAAAGCAAACAAGCCUGCUGCUAUCUCUUGCCAUUUCCUGGGAAAAAAAUACCAACUAGCAGCAAUGGAAAUCCAGAAGACAUGGAUCCAGAUUUCUAUCACUAUCUACAUGACUACAUCACUGAUGUUUGCAAGUCAUCCACCCAGCAUGUGAAAAGGCACUCAGAUGGACAUAUUCUCACUGGGGAAGAAUUAGCUGAGAACAUGAAGAAACUUUUCAGCAUAUUACAGAAGAAAGAAUUUGGAUAUUCUUCCUUGUUUGAGUCGGUGGUUACUGGACUGUAUAAUAUGAGGAUUAUUGAAGCUGCUAGAAAAGAGUUGGAGGACUUUGUGAAGGAACAGGAUUCUUCCACAAAGUCCAUGUUUACUUCUUUGAAGACUCUGCCUGGAACCAUGUGGACACGCCUCUCAACUAAGAAAGAUACAAUCUUAAAUAGUCUCAAAGAGACUUUGAAGGGCCCAGGGAAGAAUCAAAUCUUGAACAAUUUUAAGGAAGAGAUUGAGAUGAGAGUUCUGGACUCCUAUAAAUCCUAUAAAAAUCGUUUCUGUGGCCAUACUGCUGCCGUGGGUGGACUUCUUGGGGCUGGAGUCCUUGGGGUGGCAACUGGUGGUAUAAUGGCAGUUGGUGCGGCAGCCACUGCUUUGACUAUGGAGGGUGUAGCUGUGGCUACAGGGGCCACAGUGGGUGCCACAGUGGUUGGGGGUGGUGUAGGGGCUGGCGUUGGGGCUGCUGUGGGUCUGGCUGGCGUUGAGGCUACUGAGGUUAUGGCCAAAAGAAAGCAAAAAGUUCCUGAAGAGGGAGAGGAAAACCCCCUUCUCAGGGAUGAUGAAUGAACCCUGGAAAUCAAGUAGAAAGAAGGAGGGAGGGAGAAAAAGCAAUGAAGUAUAGGGCCCUUUGGGUUACCAGAUCUGGCUUGUUUAACAGGAUUAGGGGACUGGGGUGGUGCCUAUGAUACUGUUGGAUAUUUGACCCAGCAGGUAAGAGGUGCACUCAUAUUUGCUGACUUAGUAGGACAAAGCAGUGCUUAGGACACAUAGCAUAUGGUGGCUUUAGGGUGCAUUUCAUGGGCCAAUAUGGUCUGUCACUAAUUUUAUGACCUUUCUAGAUCAGGUCUUCCCUGGGUUCCCUUCCUACUGUCUAUUUGUAAUUGACCCUCCCCCUCCUAACUCUCUGUUCCCAACUGAGGAGGCAAUGAUUUCCCCUGUCCUCUGAGACUGGCCACAGAAAAGUGUCCUGUAUUAGCUCUAUUCCCUGAGGCCAGCUAGGUCUUGGCCUCAACUAGGAGUGUAUGGAUGGUCCAUACCAUCUAAAUAGUUCCUGAAAGGACAAGAUAAAGCCUAGCCCCCAAAUCCCAGUCUAAAGCAGACAGGAUACUAUUUUGUACCCCAGAGAAGUUUAUUGAUCACAGAGAACUUAGACCAGAUAAAAAAAAAA
Molecule: messenger RNA, 2933 nt
Organism: Phascolarctos cinereus (koala)
Lineage: Eukaryota; Metazoa; Chordata; Mammalia; Diprotodontia; Phascolarctidae
Source: RefSeq, a predicted model, not a curated record